Saccostrea echinata is the source of this 1705-nucleotide messenger RNA. RefSeq names its product mannose-P-dolichol utilization defect 1 protein-like. The record is from RefSeq and is a predicted model, not a curated record. NCBI's taxonomy places the organism in Eukaryota, Metazoa, Mollusca, Bivalvia, Ostreida, Ostreidae. The coding region runs from base 149 to 973 and encodes 274 amino acids. The transcript has 5 exons.
GCUGAUACAACGUUAAGUAGUGUUUAUAGUUUGUCUGGACAGACUAAGGCCAUUAUAGUGGCGGGUAUAUAUCGGAUGAUAUUUUCAGUUAUCAAUUUGUUAUUUCACCUUGUGUUAUUUGUUAUCGCGGAGUCAGACGUUGUGGACUAUGAAUGAUACCCAUAAUUGGGUAUAUAAGCCGUUUGACAGCGUGGUACUCGGUGUAUAUGAAUUAUUAGAACUCCUACACAGUGCUUGGAAUAUGUUCGACUCUACAACCACAGCCAAAGCCAUCGGUGGUGUCGGCAUCCCCGAUGUUUGUUACACGGAACUCUUUCAGAGGCGAUAUCUGUUUUACGGACAAUGCCUGCUGACGUUUGUGGUGAAGAUUUAUGGUUAUGUAUUAAUUGGAUCUAUGAUUCUUGGACAAAUUCCUCAAAUUUUUAAAGUUCUCAAAAGACGGAAUGGCUCUGGAAUCAAUGUCAUGAGCACGCUUCUCAUGUUAGAAGCAUCAUCCUCAAUAGUAGCAUACUCCGUUUGGAAGCAGUUUCCGAUUAAUACUUGGGGCGAGAAUCUCGUGUUUAUGGUAGAGAAUGUUAUCCUGGUUUGCCUGUUACUGCAGUACAACAGACGCCCUCUGUCGGCUCUACUGUUUAUGCUGCUCUAUACUGUAGUUAUGCUGGCGCUCCUGCUUCCUCUGCUGCCUACCACUUUCCUUAUCUCAUUAAACAUUCUCAGCAUGCCUGUUCUCAGUGUUAGCCGGGUGAUGCAAAUCUACACGAAUUAUAAGAACCAUGGUACUGGUCAACUGUCCGCGGCCACAGCCUUCCUCAGCACGUUCCAAAGUUUCGGGAGGUUCACAUCCUCUCUUCUACUGACCAUGGACAAAAUAAUGAUCUUCACCUUCGUCCAGGCAAGUCUGUUGAACAUCAUAAUCACAGGUCAGAUUGUUUACUACAGAAGGAAAGAAAAGAAGGUCAAGAGAGUGACGUGAAACACUGGAGCAAUGACAGGACUCAGCGUGUCCUGAGUGUUACAUGAACAACUUCCAGAUCAGGGUUAAGAAAUCUAGUGUGCCAAAUAUGAUCACUGCAUAAUCCUCCCAAAGUGUAAAACAUGACAAAGUGCAUAGCCACGUGAUCAGAAUGUAGAGAUCUGUAAGGGCUACAUGUAUGUUGUUUUAAGGGGAAUUGAAUCCGCCCACUUGCAGUAAAAAUCUCAAAGACAGAACUGAAGAUUUGUUUAUGACAUUGAAUUAUGCCUGUUUGUAUAUAUAUAUAUAUAUAUAUAGGAUCUCCCAUGAUUUGUAGUUGGAUAUGAUUUUUAUCCAACGAGUUAUGUGGGUUUUUUUUUUUAUCCCCGAGCCUUGGCGAGGGGAUAAAAACACACAACGAGUGGGAUAAAAGUCAUAUCCAACUACAAAUCAUGGGAGAUUCUUUUUAUCCCAUGUUUAAUACUUCACAACCAAUGUUUAACGCUGUUUUAUAUAGGACUCCACUUUAUUCUACUUCAUCACUCUAACGCAAAAACCAUUGUGACGUCACAACUGCACUUAACUGUGGAAUAUAAAAAAAUUAUCCGAUGAGUCAUAUCCACGGGAUAAAGGGGUAAAUAUGGGAUAAAUUUUUUUCUUCACUGAAUACAACAAUGUAAAAUAAAAUUAGUUGCAUUCAUGCGACAUGAAGUGUUGUUUAUGAUGGUCUCAUUAAAACAAUUGGUAAAAUUA